Molecule: messenger RNA, 1011 nt
Organism: Lodderomyces parapsilosis
Lineage: Eukaryota; Fungi; Ascomycota; Pichiomycetes; Serinales; Debaryomycetaceae
Exons: 1
Coding region: 1-1011 (336 amino acids)
Biological process (GO): mitochondrion organization; lipid homeostasis
Cellular component (GO): mitochondrial outer membrane
Source: RefSeq, a predicted model, not a curated record
AUGCCCAACGACAAAGAACUUCAUCAGGUUACGCCUGAGCCCGUCUUCGCAUUAGAUGAAGAAGAGAUACUAUCCGACACCGACCCCCAACACCAUGCCCACCAUCACCACCACCCCCAUGACUCCCCACAAAAGAAACCAAUAUCACAAUGGUUAAUCCCCAUUCUAUACCGCAUGCAAAAAUAUAGUGCAUACACCUUCGUUUCAUUCUUGGGUAUCCAUAUAACAUCUGUGGUUAUCGUGCCGAUAAUCCCUGUCGAUAAAGAAGUGAAACAACAAAUAUUUUCAUUAGCUAAAGCUGUAUAUCAAGAUGUGCCAUUUUUUGAACCUAUUGCCAUUUUUGGUGCUUCAUUAGUUCAUGUUAUUGCUGGUUUGGGGUUGAGGUUGGUGCGUGGGUAUAAGAAGCAUCAAAUUUAUAAGAAAUUAGAACAAAAGAGGGAAAAGCACAAGGAAGGAAGAGUGGGAGGAGGAAGAGGUGGUGGUUCAAGUAGAGGGGUUGCAAUUGCCAAUAAUAAUGAUUCAUUCAAUAUCCGUGAUGAUGAUGAUGAUAUUGGUUUUGGUGGACUAUCAAACAUUUUCGGUUUAGGGUAUAGGAAAUCCUUCAUUUCAAAAUUUUUGGGAAUCACCCCAUUACAAUUUUCAGGAUACUUAUUGAUACCCGUUAUCGCAUACCAUUUCUACAAGUUUAAGUAUGUUCCCAUGGCCAUUGAAGGAGAUUCAUCAUUGAUCAAUUUAGAUUAUAUUUCUUUUGUGUUGAAUUUAAAGCAUCCUAAAUUUCAAAGCUUGGCUUUGACUAGUCUUGUGUGGAUCAUGUCGUACCAUGUGACUAAUGGGGUGAUGAAGUUGAAUUCAUGGUUUAGUCAAAAAUGCAAACGUAUUGGGUUGGCUAUUGUUAAUGUUGUUGGUGUUUGUGGUAUGGUUGCAGUUUAUUUAUUUAAAAAGGAAGAGAUUGAUAGUGGAGACUUCCUUGGUAAAGUGUUUACCAAGUACAUCAAUUCAUUCUUGUUGUAA